CGGGGCCCACUCGGCGGAGCGCGGGGUGGGCGGGGCCGCAGCCGCCGGGACCCCGCCCGGUCAACUGCCGAGGGACGGGCGGGACCUGGCCGGCGAUCACGUGAUCCGCGCAGGGCCUCCCAAGAUGGCGGUGUGCAUCGCGGUGAUCGCCAAGGAGAAUUACCCCCUGUACAUCCGCAGCACCCCCAUGGAGAGUGAACUGAAGUUCCACUACAUGGUGCACACCUCCCUGGAUGUGGUAGAUGAGAAGAUCUCCACCAUGGGGAAGGCCCUGGUGGACCAGAGGGAGCUCUACCUGGGCCUGCUGUACCCAACGGAGGACUACAAGGUCCUGCCUCACGCACCACUGGAUGCUCUUGACCUUAGGAUAAGGCUGAGACCUCGGAGUUCAGAGAGAGCCCCUCAGGCGGUAAUGCAGCUUGUGUACACCAGCAUUGGCCUGGAAGCCGCGUGUUACACUAUGAUGUGACCUCUGGGGCAGAGGUGGGGGAUUCACCUUAUCUAUUUGCAGUUGGCUUCCUGGGCCCAGUAUUGCUUUAUAAAGAGGGUUAGGCAUCCCCAGUGUCCAGAAGGACUUGGGUCUGUGAAUUGGUGGGGUUACGUGCCUCCAACAGUCACCUUGGCAUUCCAGGUGUGCAGUUUCCCACCUGCACUGUGCUGCAGGACCAUCCUGGCCUGGGCACUUCCUGUGACUCAGGGUGUCUGGCUCCUCCAAGCAAGGAUACCCAGAGGUCCCUUAGCUCAUAGGCGCUUUUUAAAAGUGUUUAUUUAUUUAUUUUUGUGGUGCUGGGGAUCGAACCCAGGGCCUUGUGCAUGUGAGGCAAGCACUCCACCAACUGAGCUGUAGCUCCAGCCUGCUCUUGGUGUGGGGCUGGGCCAGUUGCUGUCAUGCAUCCCGUGUUAGAGCAUGUUCCCUGACUCAC
Messenger RNA from Marmota monax (woodchuck), 923 nucleotides. It is a transcript of the gene Trappc2l, whose product is annotated as trafficking protein particle complex subunit 2L. Bases 125 to 469 code for a protein of 114 amino acids. The record is from RefSeq and is a predicted model, not a curated record. The transcript is spliced from 3 exons. Gene Ontology annotation, biological process: endoplasmic reticulum to Golgi vesicle-mediated transport. Gene Ontology annotation, cellular component: TRAPP complex; nucleus; cytoplasm. Lineage: Eukaryota; Metazoa; Chordata; Mammalia; Rodentia; Sciuridae.